ACAUUUUUCAUUGCCUCAGGAAAUGUGUUUCAUAUGGGUCUGCACAAGAUCCUUCGCUCGUCGCCACCCGAAGAUUUUUGUAGGAUUCUUGCAUCCAUUCGCAGUACUUUUUGUGCUGGUGACCACCGUCUUUUUUGUGGUGUUGCAACUGUUUUACGUGGUGCCCAACCUAUUCAAAACCGAUACAUUGAUGCACAAACUAGCCUGGCUGGUGGCCAUCUUUAUAACGUACAAUAUCUUUGGCAAUAUGCUGGCUUGCUACCUCACAGAUACUUCGGUUCAGAGUCUGCCGAGGGAUCGGCAAAUGCCGGAACCGGGAGAAGUGCACCUCUGGGAUUUUUGCGAUAUCUGCGAGAAGUCGAUGCCUCCGAGGUCCUGGCACUGUGUCCUGUGCAAUCGCUGCAUUUUGAAGCGCGAUCAUCACUGCAUCUUUACGGCAUCUUGCAUUGGGCAUAAUAAUCAGAGAUAUUUCUUCUGGUUCACCUUCUAUAUGGCCUUAGGGACUUUCGUGGCCCUGACAACUCAUACCCUGGUUGUUUUACAAUAUUGCAGGUAUAUGAACUUGGUUUUCUUGGACUUUCGUGAUGUUAUUGGUCUUCCAACUUGGCUCCUUGUGACCCUGUUCGUCAAUAUCUACGCAUUUGCUGCCCCAGGAUCUGCCUUGAUUGUUCAGUUUAUGGCAAUACGUAUAAAUGGCACUUUGCAUGACCUUUAUAGUGAGAGGUACAACAGAGGGAUACGGAGGAAUUUCAAGAUGAUUGUGGGUAAGAAGGGUCUAUGGACUUUCCUUUCGCCUACCAUUAAAAGUCCUUUGCCACAUGACGGCACAAAGUGGUUAACUAAAGAGAAGGACAUCAUAGACAUCCAUAUGUAAUAGAUGUGUACUU
Drosophila suzukii is the source of this 887-nucleotide messenger RNA. Its product is annotated as probable palmitoyltransferase ZDHHC24. Gene Ontology annotation, cellular component: Golgi apparatus. Lineage: Eukaryota; Metazoa; Arthropoda; Insecta; Diptera; Drosophilidae. The record is from RefSeq and is a predicted model, not a curated record. Gene Ontology annotation, biological process: protein palmitoylation. Gene Ontology annotation, molecular function: palmitoyltransferase activity.